This is a messenger RNA of Panonychus citri (citrus red mite), 3689 nucleotides long. RefSeq names its product alpha-catulin-like. Gene Ontology annotation, molecular function: actin filament binding; cadherin binding. The transcript has 11 exons. Gene Ontology annotation, biological process: Rho protein signal transduction; cell adhesion. The record is from RefSeq and is a predicted model, not a curated record. Lineage: Eukaryota; Metazoa; Arthropoda; Arachnida; Trombidiformes; Tetranychidae. Bases 502 to 2976 code for a protein of 824 amino acids.
AGAAAACAUUUAUAAUGAUGAUGAGAAUGUGAGAAGAAAAAUAUGAGAAAGAGAAAAAAGAGAGUAGAAUGAAUAAUCUUCUGAGUCGAUUCAAUUCUUAUUCCAUGAAAGCGGCUUUCGAAUAGUAUUCCAAGUGGUUGUUUCAUUGCCUUCGAACACCAAACAUGCUGAGAUUUUGAUCCACCGCCAUCAUAACGAGUCCAAAUCCACGUUCAACCCUUUGGCCUAUUGUGUUCAUUAGUUUCGUGCUUCUAAUUUGUAAAUAAACAAAACUGACCAUCGACUGACCACCAAAAAAAACAACAUCACCUUCAUCAUCAAGUGACUAAUCAAACUUAAUUGUGACAAUAUUUGGAUACAAAGGGAACCUCAGCUUACACCAAAGGACCUAAUCGCCAACGAUAACAACGAUUACUGAUUUUGAGCUUAUAAUACUUUUUGCUUUCCCUCUUCUCUCUCUCUCUCCGUUAAAAUUGAUUGAUUCCUGAUCUUGGAGUAAUAAUGAUAAGUGGAAAUCGAGGUGAUAAACUGUCCAAAGCUGAGAAACAAUGUCGAUCACUGGCAAGAGUGGGAUCAUCAAUAAGCCAGGCGGUUGAAAGAUUUGCCUCCGUGGGUGAAACUAUUGGUGAUGAUAAUCCGGAGAUUAAGCUUGGGAUGGUUGAUGCUUGUAAAGAUGCAAGGACAGCGGGUUGUAUUCUGGAGCAAUUAUGUGAUAUCACAACUGAUUCGGGUAAUUAUAAUGUCCGAUUUUACUCCGAUAGAAGUGCCCUUGUCCGGUCAGCUCGAGCACUUUUAUCCUCAGUCACCAGAAUCCUGAUAAUAGCUGAUUCUGUGGUGGUCAAGCAGCUACUGACCGCCCCGGAUAGGGGGUUAGUCGGAUUUAGACUUGAAAAUGUUGCCAAUUUCACUGAGUUCGUGAAGGCUUAUGUUGUCUUUGGCUCGGAAAUGGUUCAACUUGCUCACAAUGUUGCCGAUCGUUCAAGUUGUAUUAAGGAUGAGAGGCGACGCGCUGAGAUGGGUUCAGCUCGUCGAUUCCUUGAAAGGUCAACCAUGAUGCUUUUGACUUCGUCCAAAGCUUGUCUUCGUCACCCUGAUUGCGAAAGUGCCAAAGAAAAUCGUGAUAUCGUUUUCAUUGAGAUGAGACGUGCAAUGGACUCAAUUCACAGCGUUAUUAAAGACAGUGUCCUACCCGAAUUAUCAUUUUCCGCUGUAAACAUCGAUUCCACCGGUGUUGAUGAUUCCCGAAGGUUCCAACACCAUGGACGAUCUUCAUCCAGUCACCUUGGUUACAUGAGAUCCACUCAACGUUAUCACCAUCAACAUCAUCCAUCAUCACCAACCUCAACCUGUAAUCCAGCCACUGAUUGGAUUGGUGAUAUCGAUGAACCUCUUCCGACGACUUUCAAUGCAAUCAGAAGAUUCGAGGAAUUGGUUGAAAUGAGUCGUGGUACUUUGUGUAAAGGAUUAUUCAAAGAACGAUUAAUUAGUGCCUUUGACGCUUUCGUUGAACUAACCCAAUAUUUCACCGAUUCAGCUUACACUCGCCAUGAGAAUCGUGAAAAAUUAUUAUUACUCUGUGAUCGUACCAAACUUGAGCUCAAUCAGCUACUUCGAAUCGGAAUUUGCCUUGACGAAACUGGAUCAACGAGUACAACUGUAGAUCUGGAAGAAACCAUUUCACAAACUUUACGAUCAGUUAACGAUGUUAAAUUUCAGCUACGAAACACUGCCUUAGAGCAAGCUGAUGAACUAUUCAAAUUAACCGAUGAAUUUGAUAUAAUUAAUCAACUUCGAAGUACCUUUUUAACGGGUGACCCUGAACGUUUAAACGAUUAUGUUAAAAUAUUCACCGAUCACUGUGAUCAUGUUGAUGAGGUGUGCAGAUUAAUACACAACGUAACCACCUCUGAAACCCUUCAAAUCUAUUCAAAAGUUACCGAAUCUCAUAUAACCGUUUUCAGCCCACAAAUUUUGAACGCUUGUUUUACCUUAUGUGCUCAUCCCAAUUCUCGUAUUGCCAAAGAUAAUCUUGAGGUUUUCCUUGACUUUUGGAUCACCCUUUACAGUGAUGUCCAUCAGUAUAGUAAGGAUACUCGAGAAUGUUUAACCGGACUUGACCUAAACCCUUACCUUUCUGGUCCAAUGAUGAUGAACACUCCUGGUGGUUCCGUCCGAUAUAAUAAUAAUAAUAAUAAUCCGAAUACUGGUCAAUGUAAUAUUAAGUCUGGUCAGCAACAGGUAUCAUCCUCAUUGUCCCAACAACAACAGCAACAAUUAACUGUCCAACAGCAACAACCUGUGAUAUUAGGACCUAAUGGAUCAAAUUUAGAUCCCAAUGAUCCUUCAAUGAUUAGCGGAGGAGCUGAUAAAUUACCUGGUUCCAUUGAUUUGGAAACUGGUGAGAUGAUUGAUAAAAACUGGUCCACAAAUAGUAAUCCCUCAUCGGAAGAUAAUGAUAUUGUCCGUAGGGCCAAAGCAAUGUCACAAAUGGCCUUAAAUAUGAACCAAUUUACCCGUGGUGAGGGUGAUCUUAAAACUACUCAAGAUCUUUUCACUCAGGCCGAAUUUCUUGCCGAAGAAGCGAAUAAGUUUUACAAAUUGGUUCGACAUUUUUCCUACCAGAUUCCAAGUGGAUUAGCUAAAAAGGAUUUACUCGAUAAUCUUGAUAAAGUUCCCACUUUUGUCCAGCAAUUACUAUUUACCGUUAAGCAAGCGACCGUCGGGAAAGCGGCCACUUUUACCAAAGUUGACAAUGUGAUCAAGGAGACUAAAAAUUUGAUGAUGUUCGUAUGCAGUACCGUUGAUAGUUGCAUUACCUGUGCAUCGAAGUAUAAUCUGGAUAUGGGAGCUGCUCGAGCGCGAUCACGAACUUUGUCACCUUCUGGACGAUAUGGGGAAGAUGAUAGUGGAUAUGAAGGAAUGUCCUCUGGAAUGGGUUCGAAGGGUGGAACAGCUUCGUCCGAUCCGAACAUUUGACAAUUAGGGAUCGGCUCUCGAAGGGCCAAACCACAACAAUCCGGUGAAUCACGAAGAACUCGCGUUUCGUUUUUACUCUUUUAGGGUCAAAGUCUUAGGAUCACUUUUCAGUUUCGUUAAUUUGUUUUCUUUUAGUCCACUUAGAGUUGAUUUACUUUUUUUCCCACUCCAUUGACACAAAUUCACUCACACACUUAACCUUCAACCUUUAUUAUUUUUACGAUUUCUCCACCUACAUUUUAUAUAUAAUAGCUCCUUGACCAUAUCGAACAUAUCGAACUUUUAAUUUUUCUUUCUUAUUAUCGCUGCACUUUAAAUCCAAGACUUUGGCCCAGAUUCGGUAAAAAUUUGUUCUUCUCCAUCUUGAAAUUUUCUCAACCAGAGAGAAAAAAAUCGGAUUCGUUGUACCUUCUCGAAGUACAAAUGUAACCCACAGUGAUCGAGAACAUGAAACUAACUUGAUGAUUGACAUUAAGUUUCCAAUUCGUCGUAAAUUGUGGCAGAAUUGACGGAUAAUCAAAAUCAAUGGAAACUCGAUCAUCAAGUUACCCUGGAUGAUAAACUUUCGUGGCAGGAAAAGAGGAUCAUCUGGGGGUGUUUUCGUCCCUCUCUAACCCUUUAUCUCUCCAAUUCCCACCACAACUAAUCACAAUUAAUUCCCAACGAUCAAUUUAAUCACAAAUUCCACCAAUUCCCUCAAUCCCAAAUCUCUC